Penicillium nucicola is the source of this 372-nucleotide messenger RNA. RefSeq names its product CVNH domain-containing protein. The transcript has 4 exons. The record is from RefSeq and is a predicted model, not a curated record. NCBI's taxonomy places the organism in Eukaryota, Fungi, Ascomycota, Eurotiomycetes, Eurotiales, Aspergillaceae. The coding region runs from base 1 to 372 and encodes 123 amino acids.
AUGCUGUUCCUCAAGGCUCUUGGACUUCUCCCCUUCGUGGCCAUGACACUUGCCGGUUCCUCGAAGUUUGCAGACACCUGCCAGAAUAUCGAUGGCGAAGGUACAACCCUUCGUGGAGAGUGCCAUGUAUCGCCUAAUGGCCAGCUUCAAACCAGCUCAAUUGACCUGAACCGUUGCCUCAAGAACGACAAGGGCACGCUUAAGUGUGGAAAGAACGGUCACUACUCCGGCUCUUGCAUUAAUUGCACAAUGCGUGGCCACGCCGAUUUCACCUGCCAAUGCCGUAACAGCGAGCGUGACCACAAAUACGUAUCUACUACGAUUGAUUUGAACAAGUGUGUUGCCAACAACCAUGGUGAGCUUGGCUGCUAA